Messenger RNA from Impatiens glandulifera, 858 nucleotides. RefSeq lists its product as uncharacterized. The record is from RefSeq and is a predicted model, not a curated record. NCBI's taxonomy places the organism in Eukaryota, Viridiplantae, Streptophyta, Magnoliopsida, Ericales, Balsaminaceae. The transcript has a single exon. The coding region runs from base 1 to 858 and encodes 285 amino acids.
AUGACAUCUACUCUAUUCUCAUACUCUCCAAGUCAAGUUCCUAUCUUUGAAGGCGAAUUCUAUGAAUUCUGGAGCAGCCAAAUGGAAACAUUUUUCAUAUCCCUAGGUCUUUGGGAUAUGAUAGAUGAAGAAGAACUCGAUGUGCCCGAUGAAGACGACGAAGGAUAUGCGAAAUUUGAAAAGGAUCUCAAAAAACGAGAUGCAUUAGCUUUGCGCUAUAUUCAACAAGGAGUUGGGAAAACCAUAUUCCCUCGUAUUUUUGGAGUAAAAAAGGCUCAAGAUGCUUGGGUGAUAUUUAAACAGGAAUUUCAAGGUACGGAGAAAACGAUCGCAUUAAAACUCCAAACCCUAUGGAAAGAUUUUGACAAUCUAAAGAUGGAGGAUCGAGAAAAGGUACAAGAUUUUUCUUCUCGUGUUUCUACUAUUGUCAAUCAAAUAAAAAGCAGCGAAGAUGAAAUCAAAGACAAAAAAGUUGUUGAAAAGGUUCUUCGAAGCCUUCCUCAAAAAUUCGAUCAUGUUGCUGCUGCGAUUGAAGAAUCAAAAGAUUUGUCCAAGAUGACAAUAUAUGAGUUGACUGGAUCUCUUCUAGCACAUGAGCAAAGAAUUAAUCGCUCUUGUACUCCAUCAACUGAUCAAGCCUUCAAAUCCAAGCAAGUACCAGAAGCGUUUUCAAGAAGCCAUCACAACAAAUUUGGUAAGAAAAAUGAAAAGACAUUCGGUUGGAAAGGCAAAGCACCACAACAAUCUGGUGAUUCUUAUUCCUGUAUUAUUUGCAAGAAAACAAAUCAUGAGUCAAAAGAUUGUUAUUUCAAAUGCAAAAGAUGCAAAAUCCCUAAUCAUUCUCAAAGGGAUUGUUGA